AUGAAUUCCUAUCGCCUCGAGGUGGCCGUAAAGCGGGUGUCCGGGCUCAACCCACUCAUUGCCAGCGCCUCGUCAAUGAUUGCUGUGGAGGUGCGCUUCCUCAAUUUCCCUCCCAUAAUGAUACACCCACAAGGCUACGCUGUUGGCGACACCGUGACGUACAACGUCUGCCACAAGGCCGACUUUCGAAUGUGCAGUGAGCAGGCUGCCGCGAACUUUCCUGCCAUGUGCCAGUGUCAGUUGGUCAGUGUAAAUGAAGGGGCAGUAGCGGGCGGUGCACGGUGGUCGUGCCCGUGUUUACUGGUGCCGCAGCCCGACGCAGCUGCACAACUCUCCCUGCGCACCUACGCCAACUACGUCAUCAGCAACGCUGCCGGAGGGGCGGUGGGCUACGCCGAUAUGAGCUGCCGGGUGCUCUUGCAGGACCCACCGUCCACAGCGCCAGCUCCCAUCUCCAUGCCGGCCCCACAGGCAUCAGUGACGCCGCUGCCGGUCGCUGCACCCCCUGCCAGCGCCCUAGAGCCCAGCAGAGGAACAAGCGCCGACCAGGGCAAGCCGUACAUUGUGCGUGUAGUAGUUGGUGAAAGUGACCGACAUCGCCGCCCAAGCCAGGAUACUCGCUGGGACGGGGUGCAGGACGCGUCACGCGGGCACGAGGUGACGGUGACGCGUGCCAGUGCUAGUGAUCGUGGCCAUCCGCCGCGGCGCGUGUCUGCCAACACCGCCGAAAAGGGAAGUCUGCUUCAUCUCCUGCAGUACGACGUGGCGUAUCAGUUGCAAUCCCUCAGCGAAACCGUCGCGGCAGCGCUGCACCGUGAGCACGACGUGUUGACGCGCACGCCACUCAAGGGACCAGACAAGAGUGACGCCCUCAGCACCUCCAGGCUGACCAAGUCGAUCGACCAUCAUGUGGCGUCGAUUGUGAAGGUGGCAAACAUUGUUUUACAGGUGGUGAAUCAGCUUGUGGACAACAGCCCCGCCCCGCCACGCAUCGGAGCGAGUCGUGUGGUGAACGACAUGGCACGGCAAAUGCGCAACCCAGUGAACAAGCUGCCGCUUCCCGCUGAAGGCUCCAUAGGCCAUUACUUGCAGUACGACGUGCUCUACCAACUGCAGUGCUUGGGCACGAACCUGUCCUACAUGACCGUUGCCUACCGCGCGGUGCUCGACACACCGCUGUCGUCGAUCCCCGUACAGCACGUCGCGUACUGCGACGAGCUCGGACACGAGAUUCAGCACCUCACGAAGCAAAUCAGCAUUCUCGUCCAAUCUUGCGUAGAUGGAACGCUCAGCACGGCGGCGCUGUCUGCUGCGCCAAGGCCUGACGCCCAGAAAAAAGACCGGACGCAGCGUAAAGCAAACUCGCGGAGCGCACCACAGGCUGCAGCGCCGCAUCUAGGCGCUCACAAGCUCAGUGGUGCCGCCAAGAGCCUCAGCAGCACCUCUUACUCGUCCUUCAGCAGCAGCCGUGGCACGAGCACUAGCAGUUUGUCCUCAUCUUCCUUAUCCUCCUCCUUGAAUCGACCGGCGACACCCGCGUCGCAGCCACGGGCGCCGACAAUCGUGGCCGCCCCGACGAAUCCGCUGCCAGCUGGGCAGUCGUCGCUGGCGGCGACACCUACGCCGAGCGCCCCGGCCCAGCCCCUGCCACCGCCGCCGUCCUACGCCACGCCGGCUGCAACAACACCAAGGAAGCAAACGUCACCCUCACCACCAACACCGCCGCCGCCCUACACCGUCGCCGCGCCGUCGGCUGAGCAGACAGCAAUGCCACUUCCGACCCCAGUCGAGUCGCAAAUGUGGCUUUCACCCUUCAACCCCAUGGACUCCCUCGGCGAGCCAACUGCCCUGUCGCAGGCGAAUCCGCUGGUGCCGCGUGUGUCGCACAUAAACCAAGCAAACAACUUUCAGCUCUCUACAGCCGCCCCUCCGCGAGACUCACUCCACCCCGGGUCGCAGAGCACGGCCGUGUACGGCAUGACUGCUUCCGCCUUUACGCCGCAGCCAGUACUCGCCACUGGCGGUCCACCGGCGCUCAGUCCUCAGCACCCGUCUUUGGUGCCUCCACCGCUCGCGGCACCGACGCCGCUGACGCCGCCAAGCGCUGCACCCUCACCACCCCCGAUGGCCACGUCAAAGCUGGCCACGCCACCGCCAAUCCAGCCACAGCCGCCGGUGCCGUUAACGAUUCCGAUACCCGUGCCCAUUCCUCCCUGA
Messenger RNA from Leishmania braziliensis MHOM/BR/75/M2904, 2217 nucleotides. RefSeq lists its product as hypothetical. The record is from RefSeq and is a predicted model, not a curated record. NCBI's taxonomy places the organism in Eukaryota, Euglenozoa, Kinetoplastea, Trypanosomatida, Trypanosomatidae. The coding region runs from base 1 to 2217 and encodes 738 amino acids. The transcript has a single exon.